GAUCGUGUCAUCACCCUCGAAGAUUCAUUCGUUACGCUAAAAGUGGAAGAGGGUGAAGGGGAGCAAGAGAUUUUUAUAGAAUUAUUUUGUUUAAUUUUUAUCGGACGACGCAGUGCUGCCUGCUCACUGGACUUUUGCAGAGAUGAACGAGCUGACUUCAAAUUGCCGAGAGAUUUGGCAGAAGCGAAACGACUUGGCUUGGUUCUUUCAAAAUAUAAAGACAGACAUUACUACACCGUUCUUCUUGGCAUCUCAACAAUGUACAUCGUGCUGCAGUCACUGGCCAUUCCAGGCUCAAUUUUUCUCACUUGCUCGGCCUCUGGUGCGCAGAUAUGUUAUUUCUUUGCACGCUUUUUUGGACGCAAACGAAUUUUGGCAUUUGCACCAGAGACGAUCAGUAAAUGGCAGAAUGAGCUUAGUUUGUUUAAUUUGCUUAAAGCAUUCGUUCUAGCUUCGACUGUUCCCACAGCGUUUUGGCGCACACAUGUUCAGCGUGGCUUUUUCCAGAUUGCUGCAUUCGAUAGUCUUUUCUACUGCAUCAUCUUCCUGCGUAUAACUCCAAUCUUACCAAACUGGCUUAUAAACGUUGCUUCGCCCGUUUUUGAUGUGCCAGUAACGCCAUUCUUUUUUGGCACGUUUAUCGGUAAACAGCUUACUUUUUCUCUACUAAAUAUUCAGAAAAAGCACGGAUUGUGGGUCGGUCACGCUGGUCCGUCUGUGUUUCUAUCCGCUCGUUAAUC
Gongylonema pulchrum is the source of this 740-nucleotide messenger RNA. NCBI's taxonomy places the organism in Eukaryota, Metazoa, Nematoda, Chromadorea, Rhabditida, Gongylonematidae. The record is from the annotation of a GenBank genome assembly.